AGACUAUGCAGUCGAUAAAUUCGCCGCAGCAGAAGAGACCGGGGGGGCGUUAAAGCGGAAAAAUUCUUGGGUUAUUAUUUUUGAAGAUAAUUUAUGGGGGGGUGGGGCCGGCUGUGUUUACCCGGCAUGCCGCGGGGCUGACGUUGCUGGAAACCAUGGUGGCGGCUGGCGGAGCGGCGGCGGGUCGGGCUGACAGCGCAGAAAAUUUCAUUAUCCUGGCAUAAUCUAGAAUACAACAUGGGUGACAAUGACCCAGAAAAAGGCAAACUUGUAUCUGAGAAUAACAAUGUCACAUACUAUGAAACAGAAGAUGAUGAAGAGGAAAUGACUAGAGAAGAGAAGAUGGGAUUUUCUGGUAAAAAUGGACUGGUGUCGUCUUCCUCUGGUACGGUUUACGAUCGGACAACUGUCUUAAUAGAGCAAGACCCCGUUGGCUUAGAUGAUGAGGAAGAAGAUGAAGAAGGAGGCAACAAUAAUAACUUGGUGUCUUUUUUAUCAGAGAGUGGAGAGGAUAACUUCUAUUUGAUAUCAGAUCCCGAUGGAAUGGCACAGGGUUACGUGCAUCAUACUAUUUCUCCUGAUCAAAUUCAGUUCACUAUCAAUCCUGGAUCCACCCCAAUGCCCAGGAAUAUAGAGGGAGCCACACUCACCUUGCAGUCGGAGUGUCCUGAGACCAAGGUUAGAGAGGUAAAACGAUAUCAGUGCACGUUUGAAGGCUGUCCACGUACGUAUAGCACAGCAGGGAACCUACGGACACAUCAGAAGACUCACCGUGGUGAAUACACAUUCGUUUGCAACCAACAAGGCUGUGGCAAGGCCUUUCUCACCUCCUACAGCCUAAGAAUCCACGUCAGAGUCCAUACCAAGGAAAAGCCAUUUGAAUGUGAUGUACAGGGUUGUGAAAAAGCAUUUAACACACUGUAUAGGCUGAAAGCCCAUCAAAGGCUUCACACAGGGAAAACAUUUAACUGUGAAUCAGAAGGCUGCACUAAGUACUUUACUACCCUCAGUGACCUGAGGAAGCAUGUCCGAACACAUACAGGAGAGAAGCCAUUUAGGUGUGAUCAUGAUGGCUGUGGGAAGGCUUUUGCUGCCAGUCACCAUCUCAGAACUCACGUCAGAACACACACAGGUGAGCGACCCUUCUUAUGCCCUAGUGAUGGCUGUGAAAAGACUUUCAGCACACAAUAUAGUCUCAAGAGCCACAUGAAGGCCCAUGAUAAAGAGAACCCAUUUAAUGUGUCGAACCAGAAUUCUGUGAAUGAGGAGACAAACCAGUCACUUUGUUUAAGUGACCUGAGCUUGAUAUCCACGGAUUCAGAACUCCGAGAAAAUUCACAGUUGACCCAAGGACGUGACCUGAGCACUAUUUCAGCAGAAAGCAUCUUUGAAUCCAUGUUUCACAAUACUGAUAGCUGCACCAGCCACAAUGGCUCCCAGCAGACCGAUGGAGUAUGUGGAAUACCUGGAACGUUUGGCAGUGACCCUCAGUCUGCACCCAUUGUUAAUACGGCUCUAGGAGAUUCUGGAUCAUUGUUGUCAUUUCCCAUCCCACUUCAAACCAUGUCACAGCCAAAUAUUGAGAGACAUUCCCAGCAAGCAGUAGACCCCAUCUCCACAUCAUUGGAUGCUUUGGCUACCAACUUGCAUCAAACAGCAUUUGGGAAUCCCACCGGUGUUUUGCAGACACCUCAAGUGCCUGUCUCGCCAGUCACACAAUUUUCAACCAGUCAGCAAGAGUUUGUUCAGCCUUGCCCAGCGCCACAACAGCCGACGCAAGGACUUCCUGCUAUGUCUAGUAAUGGCCUUGCAUCCUCUUGCAACUCAGAAUCAAUGCCCGCUAUGGUACAGACUGUGCCUUUAGCUACCAACAGUUCUUCUAUAACAAUUAAUCCAUCGCAGAGCACCACUAUUCUUCAGCCCGGCAUUGUAAUGGCAGACCAGAACUUACAAUGGAUCAUAAAUGGAGCCAAUACUGUUCAACAAAACUCUGAGAAAACACAACAGGGUCCUAAAGUAGAAAAGGUGUUUUUUACCACAGCAAUACCAGUUACUGGCAAUACAGGAAAUCCAGUGCAGCAGAUAGGAUUGAGUGUUCCUGUCAUAAUCAUCAAGCAAGAGGAGUCGUGUCAGUGCCAGUGUGCCUGCCGUGAUUUAAGUAAAGAAAAACAUGCCAGCAGCAAGGAAAAUCCAUCACGGGAAGCUGAAUCUUCCCAGAUUACAUCUGAUCAGGAACAGGCACAGCUGCAGCCUCAGACUUUUCCUUCCAGCUCCAAGGGAAGCAGUCAAGCAACACAGUCACCCUUGCAAACUGAACUCCAGCCAGGCAUGAACAAUAUGGAUGUUACUGCAUUUCUUUCUCUUGAGAGUCCGAGAACCCCUUCAACUUUGUCUGAUAUCGAGGCAAGUGACAUUCAGGCACUGCUGCAGAAGGUAAAAGAAGAAAUAGACUUGAGUAACAAUUUCUCCAAAUAAUUAUGAUCAAUACAGGCUGAUUUUCUAAUUAUUUUUCAAAAAAUUCCCAGUUUUUAUUUAUGCAGGAAGUUUAAAAAAUGGGACCCUUUUACACAGAAGUGCCACUAGCUCUGAGCAAUUUUGUGUAAAAUACUUCCAAAAAUGUUUUGUGCAAGCCGAAAAAGUAACUUCUACUCUAGGUUCAAUUUAGAGUUUAUUUUCAACAGCCUUGGAAAAUUUGUCUGGACCUAGAUUGUAUCUGGAGCUCCAGUUCAAAAAAAGGAGAGAUGUGCUAGGAAUAAAUCCACUGAAAAUAAAUGGCAAAGAUCAGUGCUGAUGCAAAGGAAGGUCCCAGGUGUGUUGAUUGACUUCUAAGCAGUUUUUGAUGUUCACCCGGAUUGGCUGCAAUAUGAGAUGGGCAGACCCCUGGCUUAAAACCAGAUGGAUUUGGAUCAUACCACUGGUUCAUUGUCUGAGAGCUACUAUUUCUUCACCAAUAGAAAAUCCUGGUGAAAAUGAUGUACCAGUAAACUGAGAGAAAAAUAUCAUAGAGUGUUUGAUUUCUGCCACAAGGGGCUUUUUAUAGCCUUUACGCAGCUCACUUAGAGCCCCUGGUGACCAAAGGCAGAGCUGCAGUAAGAAAGCACUGAGUAAAUCUGCAUUGUCUCUGAUAUACCCAUGGUCGGGUGAUAGUUGCCUACAGUGAAUUAUUAAUCUUGUGAA
Molecule: messenger RNA, 3177 nt
Organism: Pristis pectinata (smalltooth sawfish)
Lineage: Eukaryota; Metazoa; Chordata; Chondrichthyes; Rhinopristiformes; Pristidae
Gene: mtf1
Product: metal-regulatory transcription factor 1
Exons: 11
Coding region: 238-2475 (745 amino acids)
Biological process (GO): central nervous system development; positive regulation of transcription by RNA polymerase II
Cellular component (GO): nucleus
Molecular function (GO): RNA polymerase II cis-regulatory region sequence-specific DNA binding; DNA-binding transcription activator activity, RNA polymerase II-specific
Source: RefSeq, a predicted model, not a curated record